Gossypium raimondii (Peruvian cotton) is the source of this 615-nucleotide messenger RNA. RefSeq lists its product as uncharacterized. Bases 1 to 615 code for a protein of 204 amino acids. The record is from RefSeq and is a predicted model, not a curated record. NCBI's taxonomy places the organism in Eukaryota, Viridiplantae, Streptophyta, Magnoliopsida, Malvales, Malvaceae. The transcript has a single exon.
AUGGAGGAGUCACAGAAUUAUGGUCACCGACAUCCCUUGCUUCUUCUUUUGAAUGAACAUCAGCCGAUUGUAGCUAACUGCUCAAGGUGUGGAGAGAAGGUGUCAACUCCAUGUUUUAGCUGUGCCCAGGAUUGUGGGUUUUAUCUUCACAAGGUAUGUGCCGAGGCACCUUUGGAGCUUAAUCACCCUUUUCAUCUCGACCAUCCUCUUCUUCUUAUGCAGACUGCACCUUAUUCAUUUGGACACUACAUUUGUGAUUUUUGUCAUAAAGAGGAUAAUAAGUUUGUUUAUCAUUGCUCUUGCGAAUUGGACUUUCAUAUUAAAUGUGUUUUGUUUACAUUUAAUAUUGCUGAGAAUAAUUUGAAAGAGCUUGACCAUGUUGCCCUUCAUGAUCCAUUGAUUUCCACUGAAAAUGGUGAUUAUGUUGCCAUGUGCUUUGGGUGUUGCGAACCAUUAGCAAAUUAUACACAUUUUUCUCCAGAUUUUGGAUUUAAUUUACAUGAGAAAUGUGCGAAGCUUCCUCUCAAAUUGAAUUUUACGUACCAUUGCCAACAUCCUCUUGUUUUACAAUUUAACAAUGGAGAGACUUUCUUGCAAGAUAUGCAAAGAAACUAG